UUCUCAGACAUCUCCCUCACUCUGUGCCGAAGAACCUUUCUCUUUACAUACCCAACAAACCAAAUAAAGGCUCAUUUAAUCCCAAGACCAAACCUUGGUUUCAAUCUCUCUGUCUCUCUCCGUCUGUCCAUGGACUUCCAUCUGCAGCAAUGGAGAAACCAGCAGCAUGAGUCAGAGGAACAUAAUGCUGCAAAGAUGCCAAAACUCCUCUUUGAUUCCCAUCUACAACAACAAAAAAACCAACAAGAAUCCUCUUCUGGGUCUGACUCUCUUCUUCCAUUGUUUGAAACUCAACUUAACAACAAAACCAGUAACCUGUCAGCAUUUCCAGACUCAACCACCAUAUUUCCCAGGAUGGGAAGUUACUUUAGCUUGGCUCAGCGGCAAGAGUUGGAGAUACAGGCUUUGAUAUACAGAUACAUAUUGGCUGGUGCAGCUGUUCCUCCGGAACUCCUUAACACGUUUAAGAAAAGUCUUCUUCACUCUGCUCCAUAUUUUCUCCAUUACCCUCUUCAACACUACUCACAUUAUCAACCUGCUCUGUUUCAAGCUGGAUACUGGGGCAGAGCUGCCAUGGAUCCAGAGCCGGGUCGGUGCCGGAGGACCGAUGGCAAGAAGUGGCGGUGCUCCAGGGACGUAGUGACAGGUCAGAAGUACUGUGAACGUCACGUGCACCGCGGCCGAAACCGUUCAAGAAAGCCUGUGGAAAUCCCCACACCAACCACUCCUGCUUAUGGUGGUGCAGAUGGUAGUUCUACUCUCCGAAACACCAGUUCCGUUGCCAGAGCUGGUUUUGGAGGGAACAGUUUUAGUUUGUCCGGGCAAUCAUCCUCCAUAGAUCUCUCGAAGCUGAAUCACAGUUCUUCAGAGUCCAAAACUGAAAACAAAGGCAUAUUUGAAGCCCAUAAUGAGGUUCAGAACAAAGCUGAUGGUCAUAUCCUGCGGCACUUUUUCGACGAUUGGCCGAGAUCUAUUCAAGAAGCGGAAGUUGGAGGGAGCAAUGCAAGUCCUCUGAGUUCUACUACAUGUCUCACAAUCUCAAUGCCCGGAAAGUCAUCAUCUGAUGUGUCCUUAAAACUGUCUACUGGUAAUGGUGGAGAUGAGCAAUGCCCUGUGGAGAGUGGAAGGGAACCGCCGCUGCACUUGAAUUGGGGAUGGGCUGGACAUCAGGUGGCUUCAAUGGGAGGAGGACCACUUGCAGAGGCAUUGAGAUCUUCUUCCACUUCUAAGUCUUCCCCAACUAGUGUUUUGCAUCAGUUGAGCAGAGGCUCUGUGUCUGAAACUAGCUUUGUUUGCAGUUGAAUUUUGUUAAAUCUUGUUUUACUUCAAUAAUGUCCUUUGAUUUUCUUCUCCCUUAACACUUGGGUACAUCUUGUUAUUCCUGUUCAAAAUUUGACGGACCAAGUUGUGUGCCUCUGUUGACUAUAGAAAAUGACAUUUCCUCCUUUUUAAA
Molecule: messenger RNA, 1453 nt
Organism: Tripterygium wilfordii
Lineage: Eukaryota; Viridiplantae; Streptophyta; Magnoliopsida; Celastrales; Celastraceae
Product: growth-regulating factor 3-like
Exons: 4
Coding region: 130-1302 (390 amino acids)
Biological process (GO): DNA-templated transcription; regulation of DNA-templated transcription; developmental process
Cellular component (GO): nucleus
Molecular function (GO): ATP binding
Source: RefSeq, a predicted model, not a curated record